This is a messenger RNA of Acanthoscelides obtectus, 2487 nucleotides long. NCBI's taxonomy places the organism in Eukaryota, Metazoa, Arthropoda, Insecta, Coleoptera, Chrysomelidae. The record is from the annotation of a GenBank genome assembly.
AUGGUUGAAAGAAAAAUAUGUUAUCGAAUAUCGAUACCGUAUACCGUGCAGCAGGCACGCCCAUUACUACUUUGACAGAUUGCAGAAUGAUGUCAAGGUGACAAUCCUUAUGUGUUUUUGUCUGAAAUAGGCAAGUAGGAUUUGUGUAUUCAUUUUUAUUUUUAUAGCGUUUCCAGAAUUUCAUAUUUCGAAACGAUGUCAAGGGCCGGCAGGGGAAAAUCUUUCUCUAUCGUCGCCAUCCCUAUAUUGUAUCCCCACCAGUCACCAGUCAAAAACCUUAACCACCAAUAUUUAAUCACAAUUUAUAAUUCUUUUUAGCUCUUAUUUUUCAGUAAUUGCUAAUAAUUUUAGGUAUAUGUCUACAGUAAUUGCAUUAUGCACUUCGGAGAUGUAGGGAUUAACAUGUUUUACACAUAUCGGUGUUUUAGGAUGGGGACGACCAUACUGUUUUGAUUGCUUUGAAGAAAUUCAUUAACCCAUGAAUUUAUUACAAAUGAUUACUAUUAUGAUGUAAAGAGAGAAGAGGAAUUGGUUGCAAUACAUUUUAUAUUCUAUUUUCUUGCAAAUACGCACAAUUUAACAGGUAUGUGUAGCUAUAAUGAUCUCAUAAUAUACACACAGUACAUAUAUUGAACUUAACAAAUUUCGAGAUUGCCAUGAAUUAACAAACGACCAAACCUGCUGCCAAAUUUAACAGCUAGAAAAUCGACCUAUUAUUUCUCCCAUUCCCAUUCACUGAGGGGAUCACGGAUUGUUAAAUGUAAACCUAUAACGUAUAUCAAAAUACAUGAAAGUUGUCCUGUUUUUUCUGUACAAAAGCAUCAUGUUGGAAUCAAAGAGUGGUCUUGUUUAUAAUACAGUCGAAUUUUUACGAUUUUAUUCAACAUUUUAAUAGAAAUCACUGAUAUUCUGACACCUUUGACAGCUUCCGUUAAAUUGCAUUUCGAUAAGGUAUUUUCCUAUUGGUCCAUAAUAAUAAUGUUGGUGAAAUCGGCCCUAAGUCUAGCGAAUCAAAUCACCCAAAACCUUGAGGAAAAAAUUCCAUCUAUUUGUGUAUUUGUCGAUCUGAAAAAGGCAUUCGGUACAGUUAAUCACAGUUUACUGUUAAAUAUUUAAGACAAAUUAGGUUUUCGUGGGAAAAUAUAUCCUUUGAUGCAAAGUUAUUUAUCAAAAAGGCCCCAAGUAGUGAAACUAUCAAAAUCAUCCAGUAAGGAAAUGUGUAUCAAAUGGGUUGUACAUCAGGGUACAAUGUUAUGCUCUCUUUUAUUUAACAUCUAUUUGAAUGAUAUAUUCAAAAUUAACUGUGUAGGUAAAAUAGUUUUGCUGAUGAUACGGCAAUACCAUAUAAAGGAAAAGACUGGUAUGACGUAAAGAUAAUUGAGAACGACUUUGAUAAAAACAUUAAUCAUUUCUCUAGAAAAUUAACCGAGAACUUUGAAAUAACGCAUUUUCUACACUUCACAUCAUCUGCAAGACAACUACCCGAUUAUUCAAAUCUUUCCUUCAAUAUAAACACAAAUAAAUUCACAGAGUGGACAAUAUCAAAUAUUUAGGAUUUUUUAGAGCAACAUUUUAGGUGGGACGUUCAUGCAGCUUAGAUUUGUUGCAUACAAAAUUCCUCACAGGCAUAAAAUUAUAUGCAUACUAUAUACAGGGUGACUUUGAAGUUGAGUCAUUAAUUUUCAGAUAAUGAUUGUAGAAGGAAGAUAAACCAAAAUAUGUGUGUAAAAAUAAAAAAAAAAAAAAUGUUACCUUGUUUUAUAAGGUAUCCUCCCGACAAGUAUUUCAGUGCGGACCUGUAUUUGAUCGUGCGGUCUUGGAGCACCGGCAUGCGCUCCCCUGUGAGGUCUUAAGUCACCUGAUUCACGAGCCCUUUGUUCUACAUUAACAAAGGCAGGGGUUGGUUGCACUCGAUUGGGAAACCAAUCCGCAUAAAUUCGUCAUGCCGCGGCAGCAGUUUGUAAUGACUCCUCCCCCCGUAAAUAAGAAUCAUGUUCACAAGUUCAGCAUUUUCGUAAACAUGUGCCAUUUUUUAUUUCGUUUGAGCCACGCAACAAACACAACUAUUCACUCACGCGUUACCGACUGACACAUUGACUGAAUACGAGUGAAUAAAAUUGAGUAAAAACAUCGUGAUAAAUGUUACCGAUAAGGCGAAUUAUAUCCGUUGUUGCCAAACACGAGCACAUAAUAUUAUUAUUGAGACAGGGCGGCACUAAAACAUCUAAAGGGCUAUAACUUUGUUACUUUAAUUUUACCAGAAAAAUGUUAUAGGAAAAAAACAUUUCUUUUGAUCAGAUCUACUCACUGUUAAAAUAAAUGACUCAACUUCGAAGUCACCCUGUAUAUCAUGCCUGAAUUGAGCCGCACCUAAUGUAUUUAAACGACAUAGAAGUUUUACCGGGAACUGUUUUAAAAACAUUCAUUUACCAAACUUGUAUGCAUCAACUUUCCACACGGGAACGAUGUCUAUACGUUGCUGUAUAG